Molecule: messenger RNA, 829 nt
Organism: Vespa velutina
Lineage: Eukaryota; Metazoa; Arthropoda; Insecta; Hymenoptera; Vespidae
Product: protein phosphatase inhibitor 2-like
Exons: 4
Coding region: 178-735 (185 amino acids)
Biological process (GO): regulation of signal transduction
Molecular function (GO): protein phosphatase inhibitor activity
Source: RefSeq, a predicted model, not a curated record
UAUACAUAUAUUUUAAUAUACGAUAGGAAUGAUGACGAUAAAGCAGAAACGGUGCUAGUGUUUGUGCGUGUAUAUGCGGUGUGUACGAAGUGAGGUUAUUCAGUGUGAAUCAAAUUUCAAAGUAACUAUGCCGAUUAUGCGAAAAAUACCGUAAGUGAUUAUUUCUAUUCAAAAAUAAUGGCAGAAAAUCUGUCGAAACGGCCUUCUAAAGGAAUCUUGAAAACGUCCAGUAGCUUCGAUAAUCCAGAGGCGCCUAGACCAAGUAAAGAAACAAAAUGGGAUGAAAUGAAUAUUAUUGCAACUCUUCAUCCGCCUGAGAAAGAUUAUGGCCAUAUGAAAAUAGAUGAACCUAAAACCCCAUAUAAUUAUGAAGGCCUUGGCAGUGAACAUGAAUUCGAUGAAUUAGACUCUGUUGCCAUUGCAGCAAAAUUAGCUGAAGGUACUAAACCAAAAGUUUUUGAAGAACAAAGUGAGGAAGAGGAGGAUGAAGAAGAUGAAGAAACACCAGAGGAAAGAGAAAAGAGGAAAGCAUUUGAAGCAAAAAGGAAAGGUCAUUAUCGUGAAUGGCAUGCUGUUCAACUAGCACGUAAACAGCUUUUGGAACAAGACGAAGACGAAGAUGAGGAUGAUGAAGUGGAAAAUAAAAUUGACAGCGAUACAUCGUCGGGAGAAGAGAACGCAUUUAAAACACGUUUUAAGUGCAUGCCGUCCUGUAAGAGAAGGGAAAACAAAUAAAUAACAAACAAAUCUUUAGUAAUCCAAUUUUAUAUCAUAGAUAGUUUUAUGUCAUCAUUUGUAAAUAAAUAUAACAGACUUUUAUAAUUUCUUA